CCACUGUUUACGGAAGUAAAAUAAAACCUGAAGACAGAAUGAGCGACCAUUAACGUGCACGGACUGUAAAUGUUUCUCAUUAAAUGUGCAAUUUAAGUGUUCAAUUAAAUUCCUCAUCCCGUGCUAUGGUUUAAAGAUGGAUUUAUACAAAUACCAUAACGUUACCUUGCAAAAGAAAUGCUUUAGAAAGGGAGAGCUAAUCGAAUAGAACAUUUUUAUAGUUAACACGAAGAUUGCGAUUGCUAUAAGAUUGAUAUAAUGCAGCAGGAUUCUAAAUCUAAUCGUAUACUAGACUUGCAAACAAAUAGUACAAGGUUUAAUGUUCUGGUCGGUUUGACCGGCAGUGUAGCUGCACUCAAGGCGCCUUUGUUAGUAACUCAACUCCUUGAGAUUCCAGGGGUUGAUGUACGUGUGGUCACCACAGACCAUGCAACUCAUUUUUACGAUAUCAGUGAAGUCUCUGUUUGUGUGUACAGAGAUAAGGAUGAGUGGGAGAUGUGGACAAAGCGCUCUGACCCUGUGCUACAUAUCGAACUUAGGCGUUGGGCAGAUCUUUUAGUGAUUGCUCCACUGGAUGCCAACACACUUGGCAAAAUUGCCAGUGGAAUAUGUGACAACCUAUUGACAUGUGUGGUGCGGGCCUGGGACACCAGCCGACCUCUGCUCUUCUGUCCUGCUAUGAACACAGCCAUGUGGAGGCACCCUAUCACUGCACAGCAAGUGGCCACACUGAAAAGCUUCGGCUACGUUGAGAUACCAUGCAUUUCUAAAAAACUUGUCUGUGGAGAUGAAGGUAAAGGUGCCAUGGCAGAGGUUUCAACUAUUGUUGAAACUAUCAAACAGUACACCCAGAAACAUCCUGAAUGACCUUAGACAGGGCCAGCAGGUCGGAAACACAAGGGUUUUAAAUAAAGAACACCUGGUCACAUGAAAACUGGAAGUGCAAGGUGUUGUGGGAAAUCCUUUAGAGACCCAGUUCCUGAAGAAAAAUCACUCCCUGGGGAACAUUCGGUCUUACGGAGGACAUCAACUUGUAUGUAGUUGCAAUCUCAACGACGUGCAAACAAUUAGACACAGUUGACAGAUGUUUAGCAUCAGCACUGUAAACGAAAGAAAUCGGGUAAAAAUGUGUAUUGACAGUAAAGCUUCUGACAGCCAGUUAACUGCCAUUAUUCAUUCCACAUGUCAAUUAUUUUGCAGCUAAAAUAAACACAUUACAUUCUGUUAAUAAAUGACCUAAAUCUGGCUUCCUAAACCAUGACCAACCAUUAACGAGGGCUCAAUAAAUGACAGACAUCUCUGC
Pimephales promelas (fathead minnow) is the source of this 1303-nucleotide messenger RNA. RefSeq names its product phosphopantothenoylcysteine decarboxylase (gene ppcdc). Gene Ontology annotation, cellular component: phosphopantothenoylcysteine decarboxylase complex. Gene Ontology annotation, biological process: coenzyme A biosynthetic process. The record is from RefSeq and is a predicted model, not a curated record. NCBI's taxonomy places the organism in Eukaryota, Metazoa, Chordata, Actinopteri, Cypriniformes, Leuciscidae. Gene Ontology annotation, molecular function: phosphopantothenoylcysteine decarboxylase activity; FMN binding.